UUUUGAAACAAAAAGGCGUAAUGUUCGCUGUUGUACGACUGUCUUUGCGGCUUUCUUUCUCUUAAAAUUAAAGUAAAUUCCAUAAAAUAGUGCAACCAAAGUGAAAAAUCGACGAAAACAAGAAUAUUCAAAACGAUUGUGGUGUGUGGUGACUGGAAAUUUCGCAUCGAUUUUGUAUUGUGAUUCGCCAGAAAUUCUGUUUAAUGACCGCGUAACCAUUGGUAGCUGUGUGCUUCCAAUGCAAUUGAAAUAUUACGAGUAAAUGGAUAGAAGAAGUCGAGCGAUUUCGGUAAAUAAUCGCUCGGAUAUGGCUGACGACUCAACGCCAGAACAAUCGCCCGUUCCGAGGAAGCGAAAACGACAAGAUCCGUCGGAACUGUGCCAGCAACUCUACGACUCGAUCAGAAAUGUGAAGAAAAGCGACGGAUCGAUGCUGUGUGACACAUUUAUUCGGGCGCCGAAACGCAGACAGGAACCGUCCUACUACGAAGUGGUCGAACAUCCCAUCGAUCUGUUGAGAAUUCAGCAAAAAUUGAAAACCGAAUCGUAUGACGACAUUGACGACCUGGCCAGUGACAUUGAACUGUUGAUCAAGAAUGCGAAAGCGUUCUACAAACCGGGCACAUCGGAGCAUCAAGAUGCCGCACUGUUGUGGGACACAUUCAAUUCGAACAAGGCGAAAUUGAUGGAUUCGGUGGAAGACGACGGCCCGGUGAUGAAGGUGAAACGGAUCGGACGGCCGCGUAAAUCGGCAAUGGAUGUGGACGAUGCAUCCGAAACGUCUUCGCUGAAGGCGGACGAUGAUUUUGAAUUGUUCGAAGAGCUGUUCUCGUCGGUUAUGACGGCUUGUGACGAAAAUAAUCGACCGUUGCACUUGAUGUUCCAACUGUUGCCGUCGAAGAAGUACUAUUCCGAGUACUACGACAUCAUUGACCAUCCCAUCGAUUUGAAAUUCAUUGCCACGAAAAUCCAGACGAGCGCCUACACGUCACUGAACGAGAUGGAAAAGGAUCUGCUGCAGAUGACCAAAAAUGCGUGCACGUUCAACGAGCCCGGAUCGCAGAUCUACAAGGAUGCGAAAACGCUGAAGAAGAUCUUCACCGCCAAGAAAGUCGAACUGGAGUCGGGCAAAUUCAGAGCCACCGCAAAGCCGAAACGGAAAGGAAUAUCGUUGAGUGCGGCAACGGCAGCGCUGAAGGAACCGGUCGAUGAUUCCGAUGACGACAAUGAUGACAGCAUGGAAACGGAUGGCGACGGACCGCUGUGGCAACUGUUCGAUCAAUUGUACAAUACGGCCAAUGCGUCCGAUCAUCCUAAUAAUGCCUCAGGCACGCCACUCGGUGAAUCAUUGUGGAAACUGCCGAACAAGAGAUUCCAUCCCGAAUACUACACCGUCAUCAAAAAGCCCAUUUCGAUGUCGCAGAUCCGCAAAAAAUUGAAAUUGGGCAAUUACACGAACAUCACCGACAUGACCGGCGAUUUGUAUCUCAUGUUGGACAAUGCACGGAAGGCCUUUCCAUCGGCGCAUAAAGUGCACAAAGAUGCGGCCAAAAUGCUGAAAAUAUUGAAUCAGAAACUGGUCGAUGCGGCAGUCGAUCAAGACGACAGUGAAACGGAAGACGGUGACGCUUCGUUGGCGUCAUUGGCAUCAGCUCUGUCGAAUUCGUCACCAGGAACGCCGAAACCGAAAAAGGGAAGACCUCGUCUGUUGGCUAACACGGUAACACCGGCACAUGGUGCACAUGGUGGAACGAUGUCCACGCCGGGACUGAUCAAACCUCGGUUGAAUAACGCGCUCACUUUGAAGAAGAAAUUAUUAAGUCUGCAGAAGUAUCUCAGCGAUUACACGAUCAAUGACCGAAAACCGAUGGCACUGUUCACCGAAAAGCCAUCGAAGAAAUUCUAUCCCGACUACUAUCAAGUCAUUCAGCAUCCCAUCGAUAUGAACACAAUCGAGGCGAACAUUCGAAGCGAUCACUACAACACACUCGACGACAUUGUCGGUGACUUUCGGCUGAUGUUUUCCAAUUGCCGCAAAUACAACGAGGAAAACUCACAGAUCUACGAAGAUUCAAAUGUGCUCGAGCGGGCUAUGAACGAUAAGCUGAAGGAACUGUCGAGCAUCGAUCGGAAAGCCACGCCAAAAAGUGCUCGUCGUAAAAACAUACACUCGGCACCGGUGGACACCAAGCUGAAACAGUUGUACGAAGCCAUCCGCGAUUUUCGUGAUCCGAAGGCGAACCGUCAGCUGGCAUUGAUCUUCAUGAAACUGCCAUCGAAGAAUGACUAUCCGGACUACUACGACAUCAUCAAGAAUCCUAUUGACAUGGAGAAGAUUGCGCACAAGCUGAAAACUCAAGUGUACGAAACGGUCGACGAAAUCGCAUCGGAUUUUAUGCUGAUGUUCGAGAAUGCGUGUAAAUACAACGAACCGGACUCGCAGCUGUACAAAGAUGCUCUGGUUCUGCAACAGAUCUGCAUACAGACGAAGCAGUCGUUAAGAGACGCCGAUGAAACCGUACCUGAUGUGCCUCAGGCCGUGCAAGAAUUGCUGAUGUCUCUCUUUACAUCCUUCUACAACCAUCAGGAUGAAGAGGGACGAUGCUUCUCCGAUUCGCUAGCCGAGCUGCCUGAGUACGACGAAACCGAGUCCGGAAAGGUGCGUGCCAUAUCAUUGGAUCUACUGAAACGGCGUCUGGACAAGGGCCUGUACAAGCGUCUGGACACAUUUCAAGAAGACGUUUUCGCCUGUUUGGAUCGUGCUCGACGACUGUCUCGAACCGAUUCACAGAUCUUCGAAGAUUCCAUUGAAUUGCAGUCGUUUUUCAUUCGGAAGCGAGAUGAGCUGUGCAAAGACGUUCUCAACUCGCCGGCCAUCAAUUUCACUUUGAUGCAUCUGACUGCCGCCGCUGAGACCAUCAAACAGUCAAAACUGUUGCAAGAGGAACACGAAACCGAAGUGGAGAAUGAAAUAUCGACGCAACAGGGCGAAAGCAUGACCAUCGAUCAGAAAGUGUACUCGCCCGGCGAUUACGUCUACUACGAUGUGCCGGAGAACAAAGUGCCCGGCAUCAUUUACAUCGAACGAUUGUGGACGAACACCGAAGGUGUCAAAAUGAUGUUCGGCAAUGUGUUCCUGCGCCCGUUCGAGACAUUCCAUGUGACGACGAGAAAAUUCCUCGAAAAAGAAAUCUUCAAAAGUGAACAGCACAUUGCGCUGCCGUUGACCCAACUGGGUGAAAAGUGCUUUGUGAUGUCGGCCAAAGAUUACAUCAAAUACACGCCGGAGGGCUUCGUCGAAAAGGAUGUGUACGUGUGUGAAUCGCGCUAUUCGAUGAAGCUGCGUCAGUUCAAGAAGAUCAAAAACUGGCCGUUCAACAACACGGCCAAAAUGAUACCGCGUGAAACGCCCUGGGAACCGAAACGGGUCAUGUCGGUGUUCAAGGAACGCGUGGAGAAGCAUAAGGGUGAACUGGCCGAAUUGCAGCUGCAAGAGGCGUUGGUGGAAAAAGAGAAACCGAACAUCCAGUUGACGGUGACCAAUGCCGAAGAGGGUCACGUCCACUAUCAGCAGUACAACAGCAUCUGUAGCGGUGUGGUGAAGACCGGCGAUUAUGUGUACGUGGCAACGGAGAGUGGAAAACAAUCAAUCGCCCAGAUCCAUUCGAUAUGGGAGACGAAAGAAGGCAAAUCAUUCUUCCGUGGACCGUGGUUCUUGACUCCUACAGAAGUACCGGGAACAUCGGCCCGAUCGUUCUAUCGUCAAGAGCUGAUGUUGUCAACAGUUCAAGACACCAGUCCAAUGGUGGCUAUCGUUGGCCGAUGCGCUGUAUUGGAGUAUCGCGAGUACUCAGCAUUUCGUCCGACCGAAAUCGCCGAAAGUGAUGUGUUCGUUUGCGAAUCAACGUACGAUGAACUGAAGAAACAGAUUCGACGCAAUCAUCCGGGCACUGCGCUGCGGAAAUUCAAGCACAGUCAAUUGGUGACACAAGACGAAAUCUAUCAUUUCAAGCGGCCCAUUGCACCAGCUAAGGUUCGCGGUAGUGAAUUGAUGAAUGCACACGAUCAGAUGAAGCAACCACCACCGAUGACCACCAUGAUCGAAAUGGAUCAUCACAUCAAAAACGAACCGGAUAUGCUUCUAAUGGAAGAUUCGCUGGACGGCGGCCCAUCCAUUGGAUCGGAUAUAGUUCCAUCAUCGCUGUCAUCACCACCACCGGUCACCAUGACACAAGCCCAUCAUCAGACGCCGCACGGCAACCAUGCCAUCGUUUCAUCCGCAGCAUCGACGCCGAUAACGGUCAAGAAAAAGGAGAAAGAGAAAAAGGGCAAACUGGUCACCGGUUACAUACUCUAUUCGAGCGAAGUGCGCAAAGACCGUGCCCAGAGCAAUCCGGACUGUUCGUUCGGCGAUAUAUCGCGUCUGGUUGGCAACGAAUGGCGAUCGUUGCCGGCUUUCGAGCGCCAGAUCUGGGAGGAGAAAGCGCAAAAGUAUAACGAAGAGAGUGCAUUGAAAUUUGCCGAAGAAACUGGUUGCCCAGUCAGUCCUGCACCGGCCCAGUCUUUUUUUACCGCCGAACCGUUGCCAAAUCAAAUAUUCGAAUGUUGCUGGGCCAAAUGCGAUUGGCAGUUCGAGGAUCCGAUGGACUGUUUCGAUCAUUGCAUUGCCGAAGGAACGGGCCAUGUGCAGACGUACUACGCCAAUCUGCCGGCCGACGAAGCGGCCGAAUACGUGUGCUUGUGGCGUGGAUGCAUUCGAUUGAAGAAAAGUAUGCCAGCAUUUCCGCACAUGCAACGGCUGAUCAAACACGUUCGUGAGGUGCAUAUUAACAAGAGUGGAAAAAUCGUUCAGCCACAUGAUCGCAGCAAAAAUUACGUACCGCAAACAAAACAAACCGUCAGCUCACAACCGUCAGCUGCCAGUGUUCCGGCAAAUAAUCAAAUUUCAGGCGCUGAACAAAACACUGCCACACAAAGUCACACGGAUGUGUCGGCCAGUCUAGGACAACAAGUCCCAUCAAACGCCCCAGCCGAACCACUAUUUGUCGUCGUGCCACCUCGUCCACAACGUGUAUUGCAUUCCGAAGCUUACAUCAAGUACAUUGAGGGUCUGCAAAAUGAUACGCGCUUCAUAACGCCCUGGGAGAAAACGUUGCGAACGACACAGGAAACGGCUCCGGCUGUUGAUUUGUCCAAGCUUCCGAUCAAUUGGCUGCACAAGUCGGUGCAAAGUAAACCGGAAGAGGCGGUUAGCGCUUUGUGGCGUCUGAGGAAUUAUAUGAUGCGUGACGUUGUCCAAUUGCAACGGCAUCAAUACUGAAUGUCACACCCGCAAACAUUUUAUUUGUAAAUUUUUAAGCACGAAAUAUAAACGUUUUAUCGGUUGAAU
Messenger RNA from Bradysia coprophila, 5389 nucleotides. It is a transcript of the gene polybromo, whose product is annotated as protein polybromo. Gene Ontology annotation, cellular component: SWI/SNF complex; RSC-type complex. Lineage: Eukaryota; Metazoa; Arthropoda; Insecta; Diptera; Sciaridae. The record is from RefSeq and is a predicted model, not a curated record. Gene Ontology annotation, molecular function: chromatin binding; protein binding. Gene Ontology annotation, biological process: chromatin remodeling; transcription elongation by RNA polymerase II.